This is a messenger RNA of Myxocyprinus asiaticus (Chinese sucker), 2586 nucleotides long. RefSeq names its product thrombopoietin receptor-like. The coding region runs from base 101 to 1819 and encodes 572 amino acids. Lineage: Eukaryota; Metazoa; Chordata; Actinopteri; Cypriniformes; Catostomidae. The record is from RefSeq and is a predicted model, not a curated record. Gene Ontology annotation, cellular component: external side of plasma membrane. Gene Ontology annotation, biological process: positive regulation of cell population proliferation; cytokine-mediated signaling pathway; hemopoiesis. The transcript has 13 exons. Gene Ontology annotation, molecular function: protein binding; cytokine receptor activity.
ACCACCUACCAACAUACCCACCCUCUCAUUAAAGCGUGAAGUGCUUAACACAAACAUAUUUACACAUCUAAAAUAUUCUGUGUAUGGACCACCUGUGGACAUGAUGCAGCUCAUCUGGUGGAUAUUUCUUUCCUAUCUGUUUAGCCAGGUGCAUUCAGUGCCUCACCUAUCAAAGCAAAAUAUUGCGCUCUUGGCUACAGAUGAGAACCCCAAAUGUUUCACCAGGAAUCUAGAAAGCUUCACUUGUUUUUGGGAAGCACCUAUGGGAAAGUCAUAUUAUUUUAUCUACAGACUUCAUGAAACAGAGGAAGAGAAGAGGUGUAAUGUGACACAACAGACUUAUGAGGAGAAGAUGUUCUUACAUAUUUGCACAUUCCCACCAAGUGAUGUUUAUCUGUUUGACUACACAGAGGUCAGCGUGGUAGACAUGCACACCAACAUAAUCGUCUACAGCCGCAAUGUCAGUGUGGAAGAUCAGCAUCUACUGUAUCCUCCAUCAAAUAUAUCCCUUCAUCCGACUGGCGAGGUGGGCCAAAUGUUAGUUCAAUGGAAAGACCCAAUAAACAUUUGGAUUAAUAAGCAAAAAACACAGUAUGAAAUUCGUUACAACUCCAAACACAAACAAAGCACAGUUAAACAGGUGACAGGAUCUUCCCAUAAGCUCACCUCUCUAGCUGCAGGAGAGAACUGCACACUGCAGAUGAGAGCCAGACCUGAUAGCAGGCUUUGGGGUGAUUGGUCAAGUCCUGUAACAGCUGUGGUCCCACAAUCUGCAAAUGACAUAAAAUUAGGGUGCCACACUCCUGAUCUGUAUCGAGUAUUAUGCAAAUGGAGUGAAGAAUUAUAUGAUGGUGGCAGAUACAACCUCCAUUACAGGCAAACAAACAGAAGUUCAUGGAGCAGUUGGAAGCUGUGUUCCAAAGCCAACGACACUGUGAAUCAGUGUGUCUUGUAUGGGGAGGAGUCCACUGUCUAUCAGGUUUAUCUCAGCACUGGCCUGGAACGAUUCAGUCGAACUUUUUACAUGAAGACUUUCAGUAUGACCAGUAACAUCAAAACAGAGCCUCCAAGAGGGCUUCAGGAACAGACAGUGGACGGUAGGCUUUGUUUAAGCUGGGCUCCACCUCUUUUGAUUAUCUCUCAGUACCUAAAAUACCAAAUCCGCUAUCAGCUCCAUGGAGAGAAUGAGUGGAAGCUUUUCAUUGUACCCAGUUCCAAGACCAGCACUUGUCUGGAUGUGCAACUAGGGGGGCAAUACAGCAUUCAGGUCAACGCACAACCAGAUGGAUCAAUCUACAGUGGAUGCUGGAGUGAUUGGUCGAAACAACUCACUGCCCAUUUACGUCGAGGCAAAGAGUGGAUCUUCUUUGUCUGCAUACCAGUAGCUUUACUGAUUAUUGCUUUUGCAUUCAUCUUAUUCUUCCCCAAAUACUUCAGUAAGGUGAAGCAGUCUCUGUGGCCAUCAGUCCCAAACCUAAACAAGGUGCUGGAGAGUUUUCUGGCAGAUAUCAGUGGAUCACACUGGGAGCCAACCUUCAACGUCAAGCAAUGCGACAAUGCUGCUACCAUGUCAGUGUUAGAGAUCCUGUCUGAGCGGAAAGCUGCAGUUACAGAAAAACCCUGGAAUGACUGUGUGUACAAGGAUGUUUCUUUAUCUCACUUGGCCACUGAAAAUCUACACUCUUGCCCUAGUGCCUGCUCUACCAGCUUUCCAGAGUGCACGACUAAUAUCCUCAACCAUUCCUAUCUCCUUCUGGCAGAACAAUCGGAGCUUCAAGAGUAUAAUUUGGCCUGUCACUAUACAAAAAUACAACGAUAGUAAUAAAGCAAGUGGAGAAUUCUUAAAAUUUGUGAUAAAGCUUAAUCUCAUUUGUUUUAAUACAAAAUAGGAGUUCUGGGUUAGCCCCACCUCAUAAAUAAAAAAACUCAGAAAAGGAAUAGAGGCCUGUGAGGUUGAGCUUGUUUGAGUUUGUAUCAUUUGUAUCUUAAGAAACAGACAAGGUACAACAUAUGGAUCCAUCACAGCUCUCAUUAUGCAUCAACCCAGAUCUGAAAUCAGGUGUUACGUGGAUAUUGUAAAGACAUUUGUUCAAUGCAUGGAACUUCAGUAAAAGCCAUCAAAUUUACUUAAGUAUUUAAGGAAAAAUAAAAACCAGACAUCCCAGUUGUCAGAUCAUGUUCCUUACAAUGACUUGUAGAACAGAAUAAAGCCAUAUGCACUUCCAUAUUGCUAUAAUGGGGACCUUGUAAAUAGGAUUACUGCUCUUAAAAGAAUAUUCCAGGUUAAAUACAAUUUGUACAUUGCAGUAAAAUGUUACCAGCUUUCUAUGAUUCUACUUAAGCAAUUAUGCUUGUAUAUUUGUAAUAUUUGUUUUUUGUAACAGUACUUAAUAUUGUCAUUAAUAUGACAAAAGAACAAGUCUCAUAACUGGAGGCAGCCAAUAGCUUUAUUGUAUCAAGACAACACAAAACUGAAAAGUAAAAUUUGACCACAUUAAAGAAUGUUAUGGUACAUUGUAUGAAAACUGUAAAUUUAACAAUGACAAUCAUUAAAUAAUAAACAAAAACUGUAUGCGUCUUGCUCUC